This is a messenger RNA of Dichomitus squalens LYAD-421 SS1, 297 nucleotides long. RefSeq lists its product as uncharacterized. The record is from RefSeq and is a predicted model, not a curated record. The annotation marks the transcript as partial. NCBI's taxonomy places the organism in Eukaryota, Fungi, Basidiomycota, Agaricomycetes, Polyporales, Polyporaceae. The transcript is spliced from 4 exons.
UCCCCGCCCAUCACGAACCCUACGGCUCAGACCGUGUGGAAGGCAGGAGACACGCAGACGGUGACUUGGGAUCUGUCAGGGUUGAACGGUGCUCAGCCGUCUAACCCUCAGGCUCAGAUCAUCCUCGGCACGUUCACCAACGGGGAGGAGCACCUGCUGCUCGACACUGUGCUCGCGUCAGGCUUCAACAUUCUUGACGGGAACGUCACUCUGACCGUCCCGACAGUUACGACGGGCAGCGACUACAUCGUCUGUUUGUUUGGCUCAUCUGGCGACAUCAGCCCCCCGUUCACGAUC